Molecule: messenger RNA, 817 nt
Organism: Vanrija pseudolonga
Lineage: Eukaryota; Fungi; Basidiomycota; Tremellomycetes; Trichosporonales; Trichosporonaceae
Product: Ammonia transport outward protein 2
Exons: 4
Coding region: 62-817 (251 amino acids)
Cellular component (GO): plasma membrane
Molecular function (GO): acetate transmembrane transporter activity
Source: RefSeq, a predicted model, not a curated record
CACAGCGAAGCUCGCCAGUCACUACCACCUGCCACCUCACAACACAACACACACCGCACACAUGUCCAACACCAACGAGUCGAGCCCCCAGCCCGCUGGCUACUACGGCAACGAUGUCGAGAAGGGUAUGGACCGCCAGAUCGAGCGCAUGAUCACGCCUGGCGGCCACCCCAUCGACUACUCGCAGCCCGGUAUCCCCGCCCAGCACCGCAAGUACGGUAACCCCGUCCCUGUCGGUCUGCUUGCGUUCGCUGCCAACUUCUACCUCUUCGGCCUGUAUGGUCUUGGCCUCCGUGGCGUCGGCGGCGUCAACGGCCUCGUCCCCCUCCUCACCAUCUUUGGUGGUGUCGGCCAGACCAUGGUCGGCUGGUUUGAAAUGUUCAUCGGCAACACCUACUCUGGCACCAUGUUCAUCUCGUUCGGCGGCUUCUGCUUCGGCCUCGCGUGCAUGUUCAUCCCCUCGUUCGGCGUCAUCGCUGGCUACUCGGACGCCAACGGCCAGCUCACCAACCAGUUCGCCCAGGCGCUUGGCAUGUACCUCUUGGUCUGGGCAGGCAUCGUCUUCCUCUUCAUCCUCGCUUCGCUCCGUGCCUCGGUCGCCAUUCUCGCCGUGCUUGUUUGCGCCUGCAUGGCGUUCAUGCUCGUCGGCAUUGCCCAGAUGACCGGCAACGUUGCCGUCGGCAAGGCUGGCUCCUCAUUCUGCAUCAUCGCAGCCACAAUGGGCGUCUGGGCCGCCAUGGCCGGUUUCUGGACACCAGACACGACUUACCCCUGGGUCCGCAUCUCGCCCAUCGACCUCUCGCCCAAGGAGGACUAA